Messenger RNA from Penicillium verrucosum, 675 nucleotides. RefSeq lists its product as uncharacterized. Lineage: Eukaryota; Fungi; Ascomycota; Eurotiomycetes; Eurotiales; Aspergillaceae. The record is from RefSeq and is a predicted model, not a curated record. The transcript has 2 exons. Bases 1 to 675 code for a protein of 224 amino acids.
AUGACCGAUUCGGAUAGCGGGGAUGGCAACCCCACACAACAGCCACAGUUCUUACCCACACGCAGUGGCAACAAUCCCAGUACGUCGGGUUCGACGAACAACGAUCAGUCAAACCUGUCUAACGAUUACAAUGAUUACGAUGAUGACAUCACGCAAUAUGCCGACUUGCCUGAAGAAACUCCCACUAAGAUGAUGAAGAUAAGGGAGCUUAAAAAACAUAACACGAAGAACCCACGUGGAUGGGCUAUUCUCGUGGAAUGUACUCUCAUGCCUCUAUAUCUUAAGAAGACCAUCGACAGCAACAUCCCGCGACCCGCGAAAGGACACCCCAAAUACACUAGAUGGGCCUUCUGGUCUCGCGUGGUUGCUGGCUGGAUUGACAAUGCAGACAAUGCGAUCAACGAGAUCAUGAAGUUCAACAAAUUACGACGAUCGACUUUCAACACCGCCAAAGAAUACAUCACUGAAUACCAAAAGCAAUAUCAUGUACUUGUUAGGUUCAAAAUCGCACCACACCCUUUCCAUGCUCUCGCUCGGUUACUCGAACAACUCGAGGAAGAGAUACCAAAGGUGCAAUUCAUCAUCGAGGAUAUCAGCAAUGUUGAACUAAAGAAGAUAACCCUUGACAAGAUGGAACAGUAUUGUAAGAAGCUACAGAAUGCCGUUCUCCUCUAA